GGCCGGGCCGGGGCCGGGCGGGGCGCGCCCUGCGAGCCCGUGCGGGUGCCCCUCUGCCUGGACAUGCCCUGGAACCUCACCCGCAUGCCCAACCACCUCUACCACAGCACUCAGCACAACGCUGUGCUGGCCAGCGAGCAGUACGAGGAGCUGGUGGCCUCCAACUGCAGCGCGGCCCUGCGCUUCUUCCUCUGCGCCCUGCUGGCGCCCAUCUGCGCCCGGGACCUGCUGCUGCCCGGCCCGGUGCCCCCCUGCCGGGCCGUGUGCCAACGCGCCCGCCGAGGCUGCGAGCCCCUGGUCAACAGGUACAACCACAGCUGGCCCGACAGCCUGGCCUGCGACCACCUGCCCGAAUACGAGCGCGGCGUCUGCCUGGUGCCCGAGGCCAUAGUCGCCCACCCUGGAGAUGGUGGGAAGUGGAUGGAUGUCACUUCAGACAUGGAUAUUCCAGAACAGCCUGUAGAUGCUGACUGCAAACACCUCAGCCCCGAUCGGUGCAAGUGCAAAAAGGUGAAAGCUACACUGGCCACCUACCUGAGCAAGAACUACAGCUAUGUUAUUCACGCCAAAGUCAAAGCUGUGCAGAGGAGCGGAUGCAAUGAAGUCACGACCGUGGUUGAUGUGAAAGAGAUUUUCAAGUCGUCAGCACCCGUUCUCGGAAUGCAAGUCUCCCUGAUCACUAAUUCAUCAUGCCAGUGCCCACACACCCUUCCCCACCAAGAUGUUCUCAUUAUGUGCUACGAGUGGCACUCUAGGAUGAUGCUUCUUGAAGAUUGCCUGGUUGAGAAGUGGAAAGACCAGCUGAGCAGAAGAUUUACCGAGUGGGAAAAGCGCCUGCAAGAAGAAUGGCGAGUGAUGCCCAACCAGCGGAUCUCGGGGCGCCCGAGCCAGAGCAGCUCCCCCAAACCCAAAGGGAAUCCCUCCGGCCCCCGUCCUGCUGGCCCCAAAAAGACAAUUAAAACCAGAAGUGCCAAGAAAAGAAUGAACCCUAAAAAAGCCAACUAGGAAUUCUUGUACCACCAAAGACAUUUGGGCUGGGUGAUGGGGGUCCUGGUUGCUGUGGAUACCGAUCCCCACCUCCCCACCCCAUCGCAUCGAAGAAUUCUUUUGCCCCAACUCACUGUUAACCCGCUUGCUUUUUCCUCUAUGCCUCUGCGAAAUAGAUGUAGACUUCCACUUCCUGCAGGAAAAUAGAGUAGAACUGAUAGGUUGCAGCUUAUCCUUGUCCAAAAAGACAAAUGUUCAUUUCAUCAAUGAAGGGUGGGCAGGUUCAACACGUGUGUGUGUGUGUGUGUGUGUGUGUGUGUGUGUGUGUGUGUGUGUGUGGUGAUGUCAGAUAAAAAAAGCAUUUAAAACAAGCACUUUGUUUUUUUUAAAUGUGCGUUGUAUCGAAGCCGGCUUCUGAGGAUAGGACUGCAAAGAGUAUUGCAGGGGUUUCUGAUAAUAACAAUAAUAAUAGUAAUAGUAAUUGUGUUUGUUCUGAAGCGCUUACUA
This is a messenger RNA of Tachyglossus aculeatus (Australian echidna), 1494 nucleotides long. RefSeq names its product secreted frizzled related protein 4 (gene SFRP4). Gene Ontology annotation, cellular component: cytoplasm. Gene Ontology annotation, biological process: non-canonical Wnt signaling pathway; canonical Wnt signaling pathway. The record is from RefSeq and is a predicted model, not a curated record. NCBI's taxonomy places the organism in Eukaryota, Metazoa, Chordata, Mammalia, Monotremata, Tachyglossidae. The transcript is spliced from 6 exons. Gene Ontology annotation, molecular function: Wnt-protein binding. The annotation marks the transcript as partial.